Maniola jurtina (meadow brown) is the source of this 464-nucleotide messenger RNA. RefSeq lists its product as uncharacterized. Bases 63 to 464 code for a protein of 133 amino acids. The transcript is spliced from 3 exons. Lineage: Eukaryota; Metazoa; Arthropoda; Insecta; Lepidoptera; Nymphalidae. The record is from RefSeq and is a predicted model, not a curated record.
GUUUUCAGGGCCCGUAUAUAGUAGAAUGGGAGAACUAUGCUACAUGCCAAGGCCCCAAAUCCAUGAACCUGUCCGUCUACACCCCAACUCUAAUUAAACAGCCCGACGGCUCUUAUAGAUAUCUACUGAAUAUAACGUUUACAGAUACCGUGAAAAUUGAAGAAAUAAGAAUGAAGGUGAACACAGUCAAAGGUGGGAAGAAGACGAUACUGUGGAAUGUCAACGUGAACAAACCGUGUCAACAUUACAUGCUGGCCGCCAUGCUUGAAACCUACUUCGGAGUGAAAAACUGCUGGGUAAAAAAGGGUGACAUUUUCGUCGACAUGCCACUCACGGAGCUCAUGGUGAAAUACAUUGGGACCUCGUUCUUUUAUGGAGACUACUUAUUCAAAGUUGUCGUUAAUUCGAAAAAAGCGAAUCUAGCCUGUCUCGUUUUUGAUCCGACGUUUAAGAAAAAAAAGUAA